This is a messenger RNA of Fragaria vesca subsp. vesca, 2145 nucleotides long. RefSeq names its product endoglucanase 24-like. NCBI's taxonomy places the organism in Eukaryota, Viridiplantae, Streptophyta, Magnoliopsida, Rosales, Rosaceae. The transcript has 8 exons. Gene Ontology annotation, biological process: carbohydrate metabolic process. The coding region runs from base 1 to 1848 and encodes 615 amino acids. Gene Ontology annotation, molecular function: hydrolase activity, hydrolyzing O-glycosyl compounds. The record is from RefSeq and is a predicted model, not a curated record.
AUGGAAGGAGAAGAAAAAGCUUAUCACAGAGAGUCGAACACAAGCUGGUGUUGCAAAUUAUUUCUGUUACUCUAUAUAGCUCUGGUCGCCUCAGCUUCUACGUUCACCAUUCUAAGAAACUUCAACCUGUACUACCAUUCAAGCCGGGUCUCGGGUCGACCCGGAGGUAUAGUGCAAAACUACUCUGACGCUCUUGGACUCGCCACGCAGUUCUUCGAUGCCCAGAAAUCUGGGAAGCUGGUGGUGAACCGGGUCGGGUGGAGAGGGGACUCGGGGCUCCGAGAUGGGAGUGAGGAGGGGUUGGACUUGUCAAAGGGGAUGUAUGAUGCUGGUGACCUUAUAAAGUUUGGGUUUCCCAUGGCUUUCACUGCAACAGUGUUGUCAUGGUCUAUUCUUGAAUACGGUGAGCAAAUGAAAAAGGUGAAGCAAUUGGGUCAUGCCCAUGACUCUCUGAAGUGGAUCACUGAUUACUUGAUCAAUGCACAUCCUUCCCCAAAUGUGCUUUAUAUUCAGGUGGGUGAUCCUGAGUUAGACCACAAAUGUUGGCAAAGACCUGAAACCAUGACAGAGAGGAGGCCUCUAGUUCAGAUCAAUACAUCCUUCCCAGGAACAGAAGUGGCAGCAGAAACGGCAGCAGCUAUGGCAUCAGCAUCUCUUGUUUUCAGGAAAAUCGACUCCGCAUACUCGAAAUUGCUCCUCAAGCAUGCCAAGCAGCUGUUUGUUUUUGCUGAUACUUAUAGAGGUUCUUAUAGUAUCAGCAUACCCCAAGUGCAGCAGUUUUACAACUCUUCAGGAUAUGGAGAUGAGCAGUUGUGGGCAGCUACCUGGCUCUACCAUGCAACAGGAGAAGUGGACUAUCUCAGGUAUGUGACUGAACAGAACGGGCCGGCAUUUGCCAAUUGGGGAAGUCCAUCUUGGUUUAGUUGGGAUGACAAGCAUGCUGCAACUCAGGUUUUGAUGUCCAGGAUAAGUUUCUUUGGUGCAAAAGACCUCUCUAUGGCAGAGAACAUUGAUAUACAGAUGUACCGAAAAACUGCAGAGGUCUUCAUGUGUGGACUUAUACCUGAUUCACCUACGGCCACAUCUGAUAGAACAGACAAUGGUCUGAUAUGGGUGGAAGAAUGGAACUGUCUGCAACAUGCUUUGUCUUCAGCCUUUCUAGCAGUUCUCUAUAGCGACUACAUGGUUGCAUCACAGACUGAAAUGCUGUAUUGUGAUGGCAAAAUUUACAAUCCAGAAGAUCUUCGUAGCUUCGCCAUCUCUCAGGCAGAUUACGCUUUGGGAAAAAACCCAAUGAAGAUGAGUUAUCUUGUAGGGUAUGGGAGUAACUACCCUCAACAAGUGCACCAUAGGGGAUCUUCAAUUCCAGUUGAUGCAGAUACUGGCUGCAGCGAUGGGUUUAAAUGGCUGUACUCCCCCGAUCCAAAUCCGAAUGUAGCUGUUGGUGCCCUGGUUGGUGGUCCUUUUCAGAAUGAUAGCUAUAUGGAUAUCAGGAACAAUUCAAUGCAAGGUGAACCAAGCACCUAUAAUAGUGCUCUCAUUGUUGCCCUCCUCUCUGGCUUAGUUUCCACUUCUUCGUCUCUAAAAUCGUAUGUGAGCAGUCUCAUCACUGUACGAGAAACAUUGCUUUCAUCAGAGAAGCAGUUUCAAACUAUUGAGAGGUUGUUUGAACGGCUUGUCGCAAAAACAACACAGUUAGAGGGUGAGAAAACACAGAAAGAGGUAGAAGUUCAGAAACUUAUGGAAGAGAAUGUAAGGCUGAGUGCUCUUCUUGACAAGAAAGAAGCACAACUUCAUGCCAUGAAUGAACAAUGCAAGGUGAUGGCUUUGAGUGCUUCGAACAUCUAAUUCUUCAGGCUUCCCUUUGUACUGCCUGGUGGUUGGUGGCUGUGGAUGGUUGUUGGUGCCGGUGGUUGCCUUGGAACACAGUUUGGUUCAAUCCCACCUAUUAUUACCAAGGACGCAUCUAGCAAUGCAUGGCUUUGAGUGGCGAACUUUGUUGGAUAUCCUUUCUUUCAAUUGUAACAUUGUGAAGUGCCCCCUUGAACUUAUUAUCGGUUCUGCAUUUAUGCUGCUGUUGUUGGAAACUAAACCUAAAAAGUCAUUAAUUGGAAUGCAAUAUCUGAGCUAGAUUGUUUAUGCAUC